AUGGAUUUCAAUGGAGAUGAAGAAUCCAGUACCCAGAUACAAGAAGGAAACACAAAAAAUUCAUCCCUUUUCAGAUACAAUUCACCAUUUGUUCAAGUCAUCCUCAUUGGCCUUGUCUGCUUUUCUUGCCCUGGCAUGUUCAAUGCCCUUUCUGGAAUGGGUGGUGGUGGCCAAGUUGAUCCCACUGCAUCAAACAACUCCCUCACUGCCCUCUACACCACCUUCGCCAUAUUUGGCAUCCUUGGUGGUGGCAUCUACAACAUCCUCGGACCCCACCUCACCCUUUCCGUAGGUUGUUCUACCUAUGUACUAUACACAGGUUCCUUCCUCUACUACAACCAUUACCACCACCAAGUCUUUGCCGUUGUUGCUGGUGCUUUUCUUGGUGUAGGAGCAGGGCUUAUAUGGGCUGCACAGGGUGCAAUUAUGACAUCUUAUCCCCCAACCAAUCGGAAAGGGACUUACAUUUCCAUUUUCUGGAGUAUCUUUAACAUGGGUGGUGUCAUUGGUGGUCUAAUUCCUUUCAUGUUGAAUUAUCAUCGUAGUGAGGCUGCUUCUGUCAAUGAUGGAACCUACAUUGGCUUCAUGGGCUUCAUGUCAGCAGGUGCCUUUUUGUCUUUGGCGAUCUUGCCUGCUAGCAAGGUUGUUCGUGAUGAUGGUACCAAGUGCACCAAUAUGUUGUACACAAAUGUGUCCACUGAGUGUUUGGAGAUUCUUAAGUUGUUCUUCAAUUGGAAAAUGCUUCUCAUUGUUCCUGCUGCUUGGUCCAGCAAUUUCUUCUACUCCUACCAAUUUAAUGAUGUCAACGGGGCACUGUUCAACUUGAGAACAAGAGGGUUGAACAAUGUGGUCCACUGGGGUGCACAGAUGCUGGGAUCGGUUGGGAUUGGAUACAUAAUGGAUUUCAGUUUUAAGAGCAGAAGGAUGAGGGGGUUUGUGGGAAUUGGAGUGGCUGCUAUUCUUGGGUCUGCUAUUUGGGGUGGUGGACUUGCUAAUCAGCUUAGGUACUCCUCAAAUGAUUUGCCAGAAAAGUUGGAUUUUAAGGACUCAGGGUCUCAAUUUGCUGGGCCGUUUGUCUUGUAUUUUUGUUUUGGGCUACUAGAUGCCAUCUUCCAGAGCAUGGUCUACUGGGUUAUUGGAGCCUUGGCUGAUGACUCUCAGAUUCUUAGCAGGUACACUGGAUUCUAUAAAGGAAUACAAAGUGCAGGGGCUGCAGUUGCUUGGCAAGUUGAUACAAACAAGGUGUCUUUCAUGUCCCAGUUGAUUGUGAAUUGGGUGCUCACAACAAUAAGCUAUCCAUUACUUUUUGUUCUGGUCAUGUUAGCUGUGAAAGAAGACAACAAUGCUGAAGAGGAUCCCGGCAAACUGUUUGCUCCAUCUGAUGCUAAUAAUGGCGUUACCCAAAAACAAUAUCCGGUUGUCUAG
Messenger RNA from Gastrolobium bilobum, 1425 nucleotides. RefSeq names its product UNC93-like protein 1. NCBI's taxonomy places the organism in Eukaryota, Viridiplantae, Streptophyta, Magnoliopsida, Fabales, Fabaceae. The transcript has 2 exons. The coding region runs from base 1 to 1425 and encodes 474 amino acids. The record is from RefSeq and is a predicted model, not a curated record.